Messenger RNA from Penicillium mononematosum, 540 nucleotides. RefSeq lists its product as uncharacterized. Bases 1 to 540 code for a protein of 179 amino acids. The record is from RefSeq and is a predicted model, not a curated record. NCBI's taxonomy places the organism in Eukaryota, Fungi, Ascomycota, Eurotiomycetes, Eurotiales, Aspergillaceae. The transcript has 2 exons.
AUGUCGGUCGGUUUUUCUACAGGCAAGAAAUUCCUAACUACUUCCCAAAGAGGUCCGGAACUGCCUCAUCAAGUUGGAAGAACAACUUGCUGGGCCAGUAGUACCGAGGAAGUCCAGCAGAAGGCCGAGGAGACGGCGACCCAGCUGGCCAAUUAUAAUUAUAGGGUCAAACAGGAGAGCUUCGGGAAGGAGUAUAAGGAGGUCUUUAAAUUGGUCGAUGGGGUUGUGAUUAUCAUUUUUCAAGAUUCUCGCUUUUUCCGCCGGUGCCAACCGACAUGUCCUGCCUGUCUGAUCAGUCCGCCCAGCGUUAAGAAGAGGAGGUGUGCCCGCCAGCCAUCCAAUAAGUUCUUCGACGAAAGACCCCGUGUUAUCUCCCAGAGUUUCGCCCCGCGUUCGAUUUUACAAAGCCUAGAGAUUCAUGGGGAUGAAGUUUUCAUGCACGGAUAUUGCUCUGGGAAUAGAAUUGGGGUUUGGGUUACCAACAUUGAAGCCGAAAUGGAAGAAGGGGUAUUACCACCCGUGGACGGUCACCACCCUUGA